Molecule: messenger RNA, 1507 nt
Organism: Hevea brasiliensis (rubber tree)
Lineage: Eukaryota; Viridiplantae; Streptophyta; Magnoliopsida; Malpighiales; Euphorbiaceae
Product: cyanidin 3-O-galactoside 2''-O-xylosyltransferase FGGT1-like
Exons: 1
Coding region: 31-1407 (458 amino acids)
Molecular function (GO): UDP-glycosyltransferase activity
Source: RefSeq, a predicted model, not a curated record
CUAUCUUUAUGAGCUACAAUGCAGUAAAUCAUGGCUGACCAACAAAGCUUUCACAUAGCCAUGUACCCAUGGUUUGCCUUAGGCCACCUUACCUCAUUUCUCCAUAUCUCUAACAAACUUGCGCAGAGAGGCCACAAAAUCUCAUUCCUCUUGCCACCGAAAACCAAACCCAAGUUUGAGCCUUUCAAUCGUUUCCCAGAUCUCAUAACCUUCAUUCCUAUCAAAGUUCCAGACGUAGAAGGUCUCCCUCCUGGCACUGAGACAACAAACGAUGUCCCUUUCCCUUUGCAUUCUCUUCUAAUGACUGCAAUGGAUCUCACAAAACCUAUCAUCGAGGCUUAUCUUUGCGAUCUCAAACCCCAUUUUGUCUUCUUUGAUUUCACUUAUUGGUUGCCAGAAGUGUCAGGUAGGCUUGGCAUUAAAUCUGUUCAUUAUUGUACCAUUAGUCCAGCUACCGUUGGUUACCUGAUAAGCCCUGAAAGAAAACUCCUUGAGAAAAGUUCGACGGAAGCUGAUUUGAUGAAGCCUCCACCAAGUUUCCCUCCAUCAUCGAUCAAGCUGCAUUCUCAUGAAGCUCGAGGACUAGCUGCCACUGCUGCAAAGAAAUGUGGCAGCGGCAUUUCAUUCCUGGUACGUCAAUUGCUUUCUUUCAGUGGUUCUGAUGCUAUCAGCUUCAAAGCAUGCACAGAAAUGGAAGGCCCUUUUUGUAAAUAUAUUGAAAAGCAAUUCGACAAGCCAGUGAUUCUGGCAGGGCCUGUUGUGCCAGAACCACCGAAUUCGGUAUUAGAUGAACAUAUUGCGAACUUCUUGGAUAGAUUCGAAGCGGAAAGUGUCGUGUUCUGUGCUUUUGGGAGUGAAUGUAUUCUUGACAAAAAUCAGUUUCAAGAGCUGAUAUUAGGUCUUGAACUCACAGGCUUGCCUUUUCUGGCCGCCCUAAAAGCACCAAUCGGAGCUGAAACAAUCGACUCAGCCUUGCCAGAAGGGUUUUCAGACAGAGUCAAAGGAAGAGGAUUUGUUUAUGGGAAUUGGAUUCAGCAACAGCUGAUCUUGAAGCACCAUUCUGUAGGGUGUUUUGUGACUCAUUGUGGAUCUGGGUCGCUAUCAGAAGCUCUAAUAAACAAGUGUCAAUUAGUAUUGCUGCCAAAUGUAGGAGAUCAAAUAAUUAAUGCAAGAUUGAUGGGUGGAGAUCUGAAAGUUGGGGUGGAGGUGGAGAAAGGCGAAGAAGAUGGCUUGUUUACAAGAGACGGUGUCUGCAAGGCUGUGAAAGCUGUAACAGAUGAUGAUAGUGAGGUACAGAAAGAGGUGAGAACAAACCAUACAAAAUGGAGAGAAUUUUUGUCAAGCGAAAGGCUUGAAGACUCUUAUAUUGAUGGCUUUAUCCAGAAGUUACAUGCUUUGUUGGGUUGAAAGAAGAUUAAUUAACCCUUACAAUAUGCCCUUUCAUGAGUAAUUUUUUUUAUUAAAAGGUUUUUAUGAAAAAAGAAAUUAUGAUUGUGGAUUUAAUCUU